This is a messenger RNA of Cylicocyclus nassatus, 2943 nucleotides long. Lineage: Eukaryota; Metazoa; Nematoda; Chromadorea; Rhabditida; Strongylidae. The record is from the annotation of a GenBank genome assembly.
GUCAAGUUCAAACCAGAUGGCUGCACUAAAAGAUGCGCUGUCAGAGGCGAUGAGUUCGAAGUCGCCAGAUGAGAUCCGAAAUGUGUGUCUAAUUGCACAUGUAGAUCAUGGUAAAACAUGCUUCGCAGAUUCAUUAGUAUCCACAAAUGCCAUUAUAUCUGCUCGGAUGGCUGGCAAACUGCGAUUUUUGGAUAAUCGCGAAGAUGAGCAAACUCGCGGUAUCACAAUGAAAUCUAGUGGAAUCUCAUUAUUAUAUGGUCCUAUGCUUGUAAAUCUCAUGGAUAGUCCUGGUCAUGUCGAUUUCUCCUCAGAAGUCACCUCAGCUUUAUUAUUAUCUGAUAUCGCAUUACUGCUUGUCGAUGUUGUUGAAGGUGUCUGUUCACAGACCCAAGUUUUGUUACGACAAGCAAUCACACACGGGCAAACUGUUAUUCUAGUCAUUAAUAAAAUGGAUAGGUUACGAGUAGAACUGAAAAUGGAAGCCACAGAGGCGUAUACUCACAUUGUUCGGCUACUUGAAGCAAUAAAUAGCUGCGUCAGUCAGGUGGUUCAAGGCAUGAUGCUGGAAGAAGACGCGGCGGGGAACAUUGAUGAACUCGAGGCCGCUUUGCACUUCAAUCCGGCAAAAGGGAACGUCAUCUUUUCCUCAGCCAUCCAUGGCUACUCUUUUGGAGUGGAAGAGUUUGCUGAAAUCUACACGGAAAGGCUCAAUAUCCCAAAACCUCGGUUAACAGAAGCUCUAUUUGGAGACUUCUACUUUUCUGGAGGCAAGAUCAAGGACGAGGCUGCAGCACGAGGUAAAAAGACGUUAUUCGUUCAACUCGUGCUGGAACCACUAUGGGCUUUGCAUGAUUGUGGAUUGGUAACGAAUGAUUUGGCAAAGUUGGUAGAGCUGACAGGGAAACUAGGGGUCACCAUCAAAUCAAAACGGAUUUUGGAAGCUUUCGAUGAAGCCAUGAGGACAUGGCUUCCCUUGCCACAAGCUUGCUUUCGUGCUUGUGCUCGCGCACCAUCCGCAAGAUCAGCUUUCAAGAAUAACCGUAGAAUGCAGUACUUGAUCGGAAACAAGACUGAUCAUCCCUUAGCCAAGGCUGUGCAUGAGUGUUCUCCCGAAGGUAUCACCGUGGCGCUGGUUGUGAAAUUUGUACGAAAUGAAGGUCGGAAAUGUGCAAUUUGUCGGAUUUUCAGUGGAAAGCUUACUGCUGGCCAGGAGCUUUAUGUGCUGGGAAGAAAGGCCUUGAAAGAGGGCACAGAGGCCCCAAAAGUCACUGUGGGAAGUGUUUGGACUCUAAGAGGUCGCGAUUUGCUACCGUUGAAUCUCGCAACUGCAGGCGUAAUCUGCGCCAUUGACGCACAAGGGCUGCUACAGAACGCGACUUUAUGUUCUGAACCUGUCAGUGAAGGAUUGAACGUUGGAAUCAAGCAGGGUGAACCACUAGUCCGAGUUUCUGUAAAUACUGCUAAUCUAGAAGAUAUGGACAAGCUUAAAGAAGACUUGAGACUAUUGUCCAUCCUGGAUCCUAGCCUUAGGGUGUUGGAGUUGGACAGUGGAGAGCUAGCGAUGAUCACUGCUGGUGAAGUACAUCUGCAGAAGUGCCUCAAAGAUCUGGAAGAUCUUGGAUUUAGCGACUUAGAGGUUUCAAAGCCAAUUGUACCAUUCUUGGAAACGAUUGUGCCAGAUCCUCAAUUGACAAGCGUUCAGAUCCAGGAGCAAACCACCGAAUGCCAUCUCAGGAGUGACUCCCUCUAUAUUCGUUUGAGGGUUGCUCCGCUACCAGAUGAAGUGGUAGCUUUACUGGAAGAGUCGGCAGAGAUACUGAAGUCCAUUAGAGGAGGACAUGUAGAUGAUUCGACCUCGGCAGAAUUCAAGACGAAGCUGCUGGCGGUUUGCGAAGAUCAUUUGCCCUCUUGUCGAGGAUCUUGGUGGUACAGAAAGAGCAAAGAAGAGAUUGCUGAAUUUGUAGAGAGGAUUUGGUCUUUUGGCCCAAGUAGAGCUAAAGCCAAUAUAUUGAUCAACGGGAUUCCUAGUUACCAAAGAAGGCCUAUUUGGGAUAGCAAAUCUGAGCUCGAAUGCCGCCCAUUUGAUCAGGCCAUCAUAUCCGGCUUUGAGCUGUUUGUGACGGCUGGACCAUUAUGUCAUGAAAUCGUGAGAGGAGUGGCGGUGAUCGUGGAAGAAUGGACCGUGGAUGAAGACGACGCUGCUGUUGCUGGACAGCUGAUGACCGCGAUGAAAGCGACAUGCAAAGCUGGCGCAGAAAAGUUGGCAUUGCGGUUGGUGGCUGCGAUGUAUAGAUGCCUUGUGACCACUGCAAGUCAAGCGUUAGGGAAGGUUCAUGCAGUGCUGGCUCAGAGGAAAGCUAAGGUUUUGAAUGAGGACAUAAACGAGGCUACGGGACUUUUCGAAGUGACAGCUCUGAUGCCUGUUGUGGAAUCGUUUUCUUUCUGUGAUCAUCUGCGCAAAAACACGUCCGGCAUGGCUAGUGCUCAGCUUGAGUUCAGUCAUUGGCAACUGAUCGAUGAGGAUCCAUAUUGGCAACCAUCUACCCUCGAAGAAAUGGAAGAGUUCGGUGUGAAAGGCGAUUCACCAAAUCAUGCACGAGGUUAUAUGGAUGCUGUGCGACGUAGGAAAGGUUUGCCAACGGACGACGUUAUCGUAGUUUCUGCAGAAAAACAAAGGAAUCUGAAAAAGAACAAGUAGAUAAUUGUCGAGGUGUCCUUGGCGUGGCUUCCCCAGCUUUUUAUCGGGCGAGAACUGGUCUCUACUUCAUUUGAGCACAGUGCUUUAGUUCCUCGAACGUUUAUCAGGUCUGUCUUAUGAUCUGCCAUCAUGAACAGUUUUCGUCUGUGCAAUUUACCAUAUAUACUGUUAUCUAUUGUUAUUGUUAAUUGUUACUUGUUGUCUUUGCAUGUGAAAGCCAACUGUGAAUAAAUUUCUAAUCGAAA